CUGCAGCCUGUUAACAAGUAAUAUGGCUUUUGGAAUGUACAUGUUUACUACAUCUACCACUGCGAUUUCUGCACGGAUUUCUGUGAUUUCUGCGACUCCUCCAAUUUAUCACCGUAUCAAAAGGUACCUUUGUCCACACAGAAAAUUGCAUCUCAACAAAACUGUCAUUAAUACCCGAACUGCAUUUGUCACUCAGUAUACCGAUAAUUCAAAAAUCAUUGUCAACAUAUCCAGAGAAAUUGCCAUUGCCUCUUUAGACUCUCUUCCUCAGAUGAGGGACCUAGUUCCGACUCUGAUUACUGGUUGCUGUAUGUAUCUAUCCACGUCACUGCUCUUGAGAGAGAAUUGUGAGGAUUCAAGACAACUCUUAGAGGUUUUGCAGUUUAGAGGUGCCAUAAUUAUGAGAUAAGUGUGCAGAAUGAA
Schistocerca gregaria is the source of this 423-nucleotide messenger RNA. RefSeq lists its product as uncharacterized. Lineage: Eukaryota; Metazoa; Arthropoda; Insecta; Orthoptera; Acrididae. The transcript is spliced from 4 exons. The record is from RefSeq and is a predicted model, not a curated record. The coding region runs from base 23 to 409 and encodes 128 amino acids.